GGCAGGCAGCAUGUGGCACCGGGGGGUGGCAGUGCCACCCUGCUGCUGUCCCCUCUCCUGAAGCUCUGUCUCUCGGCAGGACGAUGGUGAACGCAGCCUUCACUGAGAUCCGGGAGGCAGCAUUCGCCCACAUCCCCUCCCUGCAGUUCCUCCUCCUCAACUCCAACAAGUUCACGCUGAUUGGGGACAAUGCCUUCGCUGGGCUCUCACACCUGCAGUACCUGUUCAUCGAGAACAACGACAUCCAGGCGCUCUCAAAGGGCACCUUCCGUGGGCUCAAGUCCCUGACACACCUGUCCUUGGCCAACAACAACCUGCAGACAUUGCCUCGGGACCUCUUCAAGCCGCUGGACAUCCUGAGUGACUUGCAGUUUGAGGGACAGCGGAUCCGGGACCUGGCGCUUGGGGACUUCCAGUGCAUCACCACAGAUUUCGUGAUGCACCAGGUCCUGCCCUUCCAGUCAGUGUCAGCUGAGCCCUUCACCUAUGCCAGUGACCUGUACGUGGCCCUGGCACAGCCUGGUGCCAGCAGCUGCUCCAUCCUCAAGUGGGACUACGUGGAGCGCAAGCUGCGUGACUUCGACCGCAUCCCUGCUCACUCGGCAGUGUACUGCAAACCCAUCGUGGCUCAGGACCAGCUCUAUGUGGUGGUGGCUCAGCUCUUUGGUGGCUCCUACAUCUACCGCUGGGACACGGCCGUGGAUAAGUUCAUCAAGAUCCAGGACAUCGACAGCCAAAAGAUCCGCAAACCCAACGACAUCGAGGCCUUCCAGAUCGACAGCGACUGGUACUUCGUCAUCGCCGACAGCUCCAAGGCAGGUUCCACCAGCCUCUACCGCCUCAACCAGAACGGCUUCUACUCCCACCAAGCUCUCCAUGCCUGGCACCGCGACACCGACGUGGAGUACGUGGAGAACGACGGCAAACCACGGCUGAUCAUCUCCAGCAGCUCCCAAGCUCCUGUCAUCUACCAGUGGAACCGUGCCCAGAAGCAGUUCGUGUCGCAGGGGGAGGUGGGGGAGAUGCUGGACGUGCAGAUGGUGAAGCACUUCAGGUCGAAGAGGGACCAGUUCCUGUGCCUCAGCCGCUACAUCGGCGACUCCAAGGUGGUGCGGUGGGAAGGGCAGCGAUUCCUCGAGGUGCAGACGCUGCCGUCCCGCGGCUCCAUGGUGAUGCAGCCCUUCGCCGUGGGGCAGAGGCAGUACCUUGCCCUGGGCAGUGACUUCUCCUUCACCCACGUGUACCUGUGGGAAGAGGAGAAGCAGAAAUUCGUCAAGUUCCAGGAGCUGUCGGUGCAGGCGCCGCGGGCGUUCCGCUACGUGCCGGCGGCCGACGUGCAGCUCCUCCUGGCUCCCAGCUUCAAGGCCAACACGGUGGUCUACCGGCACGUGGUGGUGGACCUCAGCCUCUAG
Acanthisitta chloris (rifleman) is the source of this 1412-nucleotide messenger RNA. It is a transcript of the gene LGI3, whose product is annotated as leucine-rich repeat LGI family, member 3. The record is from RefSeq and is a predicted model, not a curated record. NCBI's taxonomy places the organism in Eukaryota, Metazoa, Chordata, Aves, Passeriformes, Acanthisittidae. Gene Ontology annotation, cellular component: synaptic vesicle. Gene Ontology annotation, molecular function: protein binding. Gene Ontology annotation, biological process: regulation of exocytosis.